Molecule: messenger RNA, 923 nt
Organism: Orussus abietinus
Lineage: Eukaryota; Metazoa; Arthropoda; Insecta; Hymenoptera; Orussidae
Gene: Sod1
Product: superoxide dismutase [Cu-Zn]
Exons: 4
Coding region: 194-661 (155 amino acids)
Biological process (GO): removal of superoxide radicals
Molecular function (GO): copper ion binding; superoxide dismutase activity
Source: RefSeq, a predicted model, not a curated record
ACUGAGCGUUAAAAUACAAGCGAGGGACGUCAAGGUUGGUCAGGUUGAUCGGAAAUUACAAUAUAAAGCGUACUUCGCGCAAGACAUCGCCGUGAUUCAGCGAAUACAAAAGUGCUUUUUGCCGACUAAUAUCCGUUGAACGGCGGAGCUCAUUUUGUCUUCGACUGUCGGUGCGACUAAGUGCGUCUUUAAAAUGACCGUCAAGGCUGUUUGCGUCCUUCAAGGUGAUUCCGUUAAGGGAACUCUUUAUUUCGAGCAACCUGAUGAAGCUCACCCUGUGAAGGUGACCGGAGAGGUUUCUGGCUUAAAGCAAGGUCUGCAUGGCUUCCACGUUCAUGAAUUUGGCGAUAACACCAAUGGUUGCACCAGUGCCGGAGCACAUUUUAAUCCAUUGCGUAAAGAUCACGGUGGGCCAGAAUCUGUAGUUCGUCAUGUUGGUGAUUUGGGAAAUGUUGAAGCUGAUUCCAGUGGUGUGGCAAAGGUUGAAAUAACCGACAAGAUCAUCCAACUUCAAGGACCACAUAGCGUCAUUGGCAGAACUCUUGUGGUACAUGCAGAUCCUGAUGAUUUAGGAAAGGGUGGCCAUGAGUUGUCAAAAACCACUGGAAAUGCAGGAGCUCGUUUGGCAUGCGGUGUUAUUGGAAUAACAAAACUUGACUGAAUUUACCACAAACUUUAAGAAAACAGUUUGUAGAAAUGAGUUGUGGCAAAUAUAGCCAUGAAUUGCCAAAUUGGAGUAGAGAUCCUAUAAAGAAUAUAUCAUUCCUUGUAUCUUUGUAUUAUUUUUGAACAAAUGGUUAGUAUUAAUGUAAAUUACUUUGUUUUCCUUUCAAAGAAUGGUAACUCAGCAUGAAGUGUUGAAUAUUAUAUAUGUAUCAGACUGGUUGGAGCAAUAAACCCUUAAUGGCACGAUUUGAAGUAUA